UGUGACGGUACCACCUUUCCUGUGCACAAGGCGGUCGUGUGCUCUCAGGUCGAAGCUUUCGCUGCUGCCUGCGAGGAAAGAUUCCAGGAGGCAUGCACAGGUGUCUACCAUAUUGACGGAUUUCAAGCAUCGACUGUAGGCUACAUGGUGGAAUACUUGGAUGCCGGGGAUUAUACCACCGAGUCCGAGCGCAAGCGCGAUACCACCGGUCUGUGCGGAACCACCUCACGCCCCAACCGUUCGACUCCAUUUCUAUCUGGGAUCUUGAUUGCCCACAUCCAGGUCGCUGAGAUUGCGGAAUAUUAUCAGGUGUCGAAGCUGAAGGCUCUCGUUGAGAGGAAGAUCGACAAAACACUCCAGAUGCCAUGGUCUUCUAAAGGAUUUGCGACAGCCGUAGACCUGGCUUACAGGGUCCCGAAUGCUGAGAGCAUACGUGACAAAAUGGCGGGUGUUCUGGUGCAACAUCUCGAUGACUUCCUUUCCGAUGAAGCGGCAGAGAGCCCAUUUGCCGAUGAUGUGUCUGUCCGCGUGUUGUGUCUGAUGCGCGAGGCGAGCAAGGCGUCUGCCAGGUCCAUUCAAGCGCUGCACAGCGAGUGCAACAGCCUCAAAGAGCAGCUUGCCCGUGAGCGUGAGAAGCAAGCGCAGCCAGCGCAAUAUGCGGUGAUGUCCGGGACCAGACUGAGACGUGAUAGGAGUACUCUGUCCGCACGUUCUCGCCAAUUACUUCUCACGCCCCGUCGUACUAAUCAGUUACUGCGUCUCGACUGA
This is a messenger RNA of Aspergillus fijiensis CBS 313.89, 768 nucleotides long. Its product is annotated as BTB/POZ domain-containing protein. The annotation marks the transcript as partial. The transcript has 3 exons. NCBI's taxonomy places the organism in Eukaryota, Fungi, Ascomycota, Eurotiomycetes, Eurotiales, Aspergillaceae. The record is from RefSeq and is a predicted model, not a curated record.